Messenger RNA from Prosopis cineraria, 1055 nucleotides. RefSeq lists its product as uncharacterized. NCBI's taxonomy places the organism in Eukaryota, Viridiplantae, Streptophyta, Magnoliopsida, Fabales, Fabaceae. The record is from RefSeq and is a predicted model, not a curated record. The coding region runs from base 114 to 1055 and encodes 313 amino acids. The transcript has a single exon.
GCCAGAUUCAUUUCAUUGGAUCCAAUCACAAACAAUAUUCAAAUCCCACUUUUGAUGCACAGAUACGAAUACAAUCAGCUCAAUACAAAAUAUUAGACAUUAUUAUUAUUGUUAUGGCUUCUCAUCAAAGCCAUCAAGACUCAACAUUAUUUGUGAAGAAAACAUCAGAUCAAGAACCCCUCCCAAGCAAAGUUGCUCAAAGCACUGUGACACAUAUAUACCAAGCCAACAUAGGAAGGUCGUGGCGAAACGUGAGCAUGUUAUGGUGCAAAACCCUAAUGAGCCAUACAUUACACCUUACAAUUGACAGCACAAUAGGAAGCAAACUUCACUAUACUUGCAAGAUCGACGUGAAGCCAUGGAACUUUUGGAGCAGAAAAGGGUACAAAUCCUUGGAUGUGGAUGGCCACGAGAUUGAAGUCUACUGGGACUUCCGGUCAGCCAAGUUCUAUGGCGGAAGCCCGGAGCCGACGAGUGACUACUAUGUAGCCGCUGUAUUCGAGGACGAGGUGCCGUUAUUUGUGGGGGACAACAAGAAGAAAGCAUACAAGAGAACGAAAUCUAAACCAGCCCAGAUUGAGGCCAUGCAAGUUGUAAAGAAAGAAAAUGUGUUCGCCAAGAAAACCUUCAUUACGAGAGCGAGGUUUGAUGAGAAGAUGGCGGCGGCGACAAGAGAUAGCGAAAUUAUUGUGGAGAGCAUCACGAGUAGCGGUGCAAGUGAACCAGAAAUGUCGAUAUUCAUAGAAGGGGUAAAGUUGAUACAUGUGAAGAAUCUACAAUGGAAGUUUCGAGGGAACGAGACAGUGAUGAUGAAUAAAGAGAAAUCUAUUCAAGUGUUCUGGGAUGUGCAUGAUUGGUUGUUUAGUGGGUCUGAUCAGUCAGGUGGAUCAGGGCCUGGUGUGUUUAUAUUCAAGCCAGGACAUGCAGAAGCAGAAGAAUCAGAGACAAGUGAUAGAGAAGGUUGUGACAAUGAAGAUGGUAAUUCUUCUGUGUAUUAUUCAACUAGAAAUACCUCCGAAUUUUGCCUUGUUCUUUGUGCCUACAAAUUAGAUUAA